This is a messenger RNA of Suillus discolor, 1362 nucleotides long. RefSeq names its product NAD(P)-binding protein. NCBI's taxonomy places the organism in Eukaryota, Fungi, Basidiomycota, Agaricomycetes, Boletales, Suillaceae. The coding region runs from base 177 to 1328 and encodes 383 amino acids. The transcript is spliced from 8 exons. Gene Ontology annotation, molecular function: nucleotide binding. The record is from RefSeq and is a predicted model, not a curated record.
GUUCGCUUUCGCUCUGAAGGUUUAAUCAGUCAUCAUUGAAUAUUUUGAAGACUCGUACUGAUUAGAUGUGAAUUUUGAUUCUGAGAAAGACUGUGUCACAGCCUUGACCAGACUCGGGAGUCGGAAACAGUACCGGACGUUCUCACCGUGACCUUACAUUGCAACACUUGCCUAUCAUGUUCUCCAUCUUUGGUGUGUUCAAGCGCGUUUAUGCGGCUUUCAUUAGUCCACCUCACCCACCCAACGUGGCAGAUAACGAUGCUUCUCCUCCCCUGAAAAUUGGUAUUCUAGGGGCAGCCGCAAUUGCUCCUCCUGCUCUUGUUCUGCCUGCGAAAAGCCAUCCGGAGGUAGAACUUUAUGCUGUCGCAGCGCGGGACAUCAGUCGCGCCGAGAAUUUCGCGAAGAAGCAUGGUUUCAAGAAGUGGUAUGGAGGGAAAGAUGGAUACCAAGACCUUCUCGAUGACCCCGCGGUAGACAUGGUCUAUAACCCCCUGCCUAAUGGUUUACAUUACGAAUGGACAAUGAAGGCUCUUGCUGCCGGAAAGCAUGUGCUCUUGGAGAAGCCCAGUGGUAAUACCGCCGAAGAAACGAGGCGCAUGUUUUCUCUCGCGGACCAGAAGGGGCUCGUUCUUCUUGAGGCAUUCCACUAUAGGUUUCACCCUGCUAUUCAACGUGUCAGGGCCAUCAUUGACAAUGGCGAACUGGGCGCUAUCAAGGAAGUAAAUGCAACUCUUACGCUCCCGAAGGGUGUGGUUGGCAACGAUGAUGAUAUUCGGAUGAAAUACGAUCUUGGUGGUGGUGCGAUGAUGGAUUGCGGAUGUUAUCCAUUAAGCUGUGUUCGUUAUCUUGCAUCAAGCAACCCUACUGCGGUGAUAUCCGCAACCGCGGUACGGUACCCAAGAGAUCCACGUAUUGAUACAGGCACCACUGCCAAUCUCACUUUUGCUUCCUCGAAGCCUAGCGAGGAGCCAGUGAGGUCCACUAUCAAAUGCGACUUUGCCGUCCCUCCCCGAUGGGGCUUUAUCCCUCACUGGCCGGAAAUUUCCGUCCACGCAGUUUGUGAACGUGGCUCUAUCGAUGUGUUCAACUUCGUGAUGCCUGUGAUUUACCAUUCUAUCACUGUGAGACCUGACGGUGACGUUCCGAGGACCGAGAGGGUAUACACGUUCGAGGGUGGUAAAGGAGAGGAGUGGUGGUCCACCUACAGGUACCAGCUGGAAGCUUUUGUAGACAAGGUUAAGGGCCGAACACCACAAACCUGGAAAAUUUAUGAAGAGAGUGGACUUGGGUCUCGACCCCAAUCUACAUAUGUCCUCCCAACAGCUUGAUGUUAGAUUGGUUAUUGUCAUGCGUGUUUCAAAG